UCGUUCAGUAUAUCAAAGAACAUGUAACGACGUUAUCAAUGUUUAAUUGUAGUUUAAAUUAGUGUAUCGUUAACAUAAUCGUGCUUAUAAGUUUUAUAAUCAUACAUAAAAUCAUUUAUAACAAGAUCACAUAUUCUUCUCAUGCCUUUGUUACAUUAUUAAGGAAAGUAUGAGUAAUUAUAAUGCCUAAACGGAUUUUGGCAUUGACUGAUUCCAAAGUACAAAAAUAGCAUAGAGCGCAGGAGUUCGAAUGUUUUAAGUUUUAAAAGAUAAGCCACGUCAUAAAAAUUUCACGCUCUUUUAUCAUUCCUAUCAAAAAGUAUUAGAUAAGUGUUUUCUACAGUGUUUAAAAACUUAUAUUUAAAAUAUUCUUAGAUUUUGAGGUAUAAUAUGGGUAUUCUUUAUAUUGAUUAUAUGAAAGGAAUUGUAAAUAAUUCCUUUCAGAAUAAAGAACCAUGGCAAAUCGUUUCUAUAACUGCUACCACUGUACUUGGAACAGUUUGGAUAUGGAAUUUUAUUUUUUGCCAAGAUACAACCAUUAUAGAAAGAGGAAAAAAGCAGUUCUUUAAAUUAGCUCGUUAUAUACCUUCUGUUAAACAAAGAAUCAAUAAAGAACUUUCAAAGGUUGAUGAAACUUUCAAGAAAGAUGCAGAGCGUAAACUUAUGAAUAUUCCAUUUAUUGUUAAACUCCCAAAGGAUGGUCUGGAUGCUGAAAAAGUAUUACUAAAAGUAAAGGAAUGUGUAGAAAUGGGUGAUUAUGAUUGGCAAAAAGGAAGAGUAUCAGGUACGAUUUACAGAAAUGAUGCUGAUCUUAUAAAUUUAAUGGCUGAUGUCUAUAAAAUUGCAUCGUAUACGAAUCCAUUACAUCCUGAUGUUUUUCCUGGUGUAUGUAAAAUGGAAGCAGAGGUUGUUAGAAUAUCUUGUCACUUAUUCAAUGGCAAUGAAAAGUCAUGUGGAACUAUGACAACAGGUGGUACAGAAUCAAUUAUAUUAGCAUGUAAAGCUUACAGAGACUAUGGUAGAGAAAUUAAAGGUAUCAAGAAACCAGAAAUGGUAGUACCAAUAACAGCACAUAGCUCAUUUGAUAAGGCUGCACAAUACUUAAAUAUAAAAAUACGCACAAUACCUGUCAAUCCUUAUAGUUAUACAGUCUCCAUUACAGCUAUGGAAAAAGCUAUAAAUAAGAAUACAGUGAUGUUGGUAGCUUCAACACCUAAUUUUCCGUAUGGAACAAUGGACAAUGUCGAAGCAGUUUCAAAACUUGGUUUAAGAUAUAAUGUUCCAGUUCAUGUAGAUGCCUGUUUGGGUGGAUUUCUUAUUUGCUUUAUGUCAGAUAUAGGAUACAAAAUACCACUCUUUGAUUUUAGAUUACCUGGUGUAACUAGUAUAUCUGCUGACACACACAAGUAUGGAUAUACGCCAAAAGGAUCUUCGGUCAUACUUUAUAGAGAGAAGAAAUAUAGACAUUAUCAAUAUACCAUAACAACAGAUUGGCCUGGUGGUAUUUAUGGAUCACCAACUAUAAAUGGUUCUAGAUCUGGUGGAAUAAUAGCUUCGUGUUGGGCUACUUUAAUGUAUUUCGGAUACGAAGGAUAUAUAAAAGCAACGAAAAAAAUUAUUCAAACUAGCAGAUAUAUUGAAAAAGAAUUAAGAGAGAUGAACGGAAUUUUUAUUUUUGGCACACCUGUAAGUUCGGUAAUUGCGAUAGGUUCUAAUGACUUUCACAUCUAUAGAUUAUCUGAAGCACUUAGUGCAAAAGGAUGGAAUUUAAAUUCACUUCAAUUCCCUUCUGCUAUACAUAUUUGUAUUACGUAUGUUCAUACAGAACCAGGUGUUGCUGACCAAUUUUUAUGUGACGUUAAAACUGAAUUAGAAAAUUUAUUAAAAAUCCCUGAUCUUCCAGUUGAAGGGAAACUUGCAAUGUAUGGAAUGAGUCAAAGUAUACCGGAUAGAAGUAUUGUUGGAGAUUUUGCAAGAUCCUUUUUGGAUUCAAUAUAUUAUACUGGCAAUUACGGGCAAAUGAACAACAAGCAAAGCACACAAAAAUAAUAUAUUGUCUUUUUUCAGAAGAAUAAGUAAUAAAAUAAAAUUCCAGUAUU
Messenger RNA from Vespula pensylvanica (western yellowjacket), 2099 nucleotides. RefSeq names its product sphingosine-1-phosphate lyase (gene Sply). The transcript has 9 exons. Gene Ontology annotation, cellular component: endoplasmic reticulum. The record is from RefSeq and is a predicted model, not a curated record. The coding region runs from base 391 to 2049 and encodes 552 amino acids. Gene Ontology annotation, molecular function: pyridoxal phosphate binding; sphinganine-1-phosphate aldolase activity. NCBI's taxonomy places the organism in Eukaryota, Metazoa, Arthropoda, Insecta, Hymenoptera, Vespidae. Gene Ontology annotation, biological process: carboxylic acid metabolic process; sphingolipid catabolic process.